This is a messenger RNA of Lodderomyces oxycetoniae, 3720 nucleotides long. RefSeq names its product AAA family ATPase peroxin 6 (gene PEX6). The coding region runs from base 1 to 3720 and encodes 1239 amino acids. Gene Ontology annotation, molecular function: ATP binding; ATP hydrolysis activity. Gene Ontology annotation, cellular component: cytosol; peroxisomal membrane. The transcript has a single exon. The record is from RefSeq and is a predicted model, not a curated record. Gene Ontology annotation, biological process: protein import into peroxisome matrix. Lineage: Eukaryota; Fungi; Ascomycota; Pichiomycetes; Serinales; Debaryomycetaceae.
AUGCCGCUGGUUGAAAUUUUCCAGAAGCAAUCUGGAAUUAGACCCGUUUCAGCAGUUGUCAAUGUUAAUAUUGUCAAUGAUACUAAACUCAACAAUUACGAUACACUAGAAAUCUCCCAAGAUGUGUUUUUGAGCUUGUUUUCUCAUAUGUCCGAGAAAGAGAUGGCUUCUCCACAAGAUUGUUUUGUGCUUAUCCAGCUAUUGGGGGCUCCAGAUUACUUUGACAAAUGUCAACUAUACAAAAUCGACAAAAUUUCAACGAGCAUGACCGAUUCUAUUGCAUUUAUAAAUAACUCUAAUUUGGUCAAAUUUGAUAAUGAUAUGUUGACCUUGAAUAAAGCAAUAGUAAAGUCCGUGGACAAAAGUGAAAUCCCUAAGCUAACACGGGUAUUUAUUUCUGUGCCAAACGAGAUAUACCGUCUUCUACAAGGAAAAUCUUUACAGACAAUAAAGCACCUAUUUACAACUCAGUUCUUAAAUGAUAAUCGGAAUAUUAUCAAUGAAGGAGACUGUAUAAGGUCGAUAAACGGAAAAGCGAACUUGUGCGAACCAGUCUCCCAAGGAAUGGUUGACUCCACAACUACUUUUGUCUUGAUAAAUGAAAAUGAUCAACCAUCAAAGACUCUACCAGGAAAAAGAGAUGCAGACUUGGUUGAAGUUGAAGAAAUUGAUGCUGAUUACGACGAUAUGGAUAAUAAUGGUGAUAGCGAUGAUCACGCACUCGAACAGUUUGACAUAUCCACUUACCUAUCUUCAAAUCUUGCGUUCAAUAAGCAUGGCACCCAAACAAAAACGUCCCAGUUUUAUGUUAAGCCAAUACCUGAGAAGAUUAACAUAGCCGAGAUCCCUUCGAAAUGGUCAAAGGAAGAUACCGAACUAUUUGCAUACAUCAACAAUUCAGACUUUUUGAAAAUGGGAUUUCCAAUUUAUAAUGGAGAUUUAGUUAGAAUGAAAAGUUGUCUGACAAAAAGAGUCAUUGUUCGACUUUUUUCAUUUACUGAACCACAGUGUUCUUUCCCUGCAGGUGCAAUAUACGUCUCUCCGAUAUUAUUGGUGAAUUUACAACUUGCAAAGGAUACCAAGGUGGAAUUUGAACAAGUGAACGUUGGUGAUGGUGACUCGCUUAUUGAUGUGAUACCUGUUGCCGAGGUCGCAACCAUCUCCAGAGUGAGUUCUCAAAUAACAAUGGACAAGACUUACCAACAAAGUUUUUUCUCAAGUUUAAAGACUAUACUUAGCGAACAUCGUAAAUGUGUUCAAGAAGGAGAUUAUUUCCCAGUAGUGAUAGACACGGUAUUGGCCAAAAUCAUGUUUGAUAAUUCAACAACUGACACUACGAACGAGAGUGAACACAAUAACAAUAACAACAACAACAACAACAACAACAACAACAACAAUAAUAAUAAUAGUAACAACAACAACAACAACAACAACAACAACAACAACAACAACAACAACAACAACAAUAGUAAUAAUAAUACUAAUAAUAAUAAUAAUAAUAACGAUGGGAGCUAUAACGUUAUACCUAUUGGAAAUCCAGAUGCCGUAGCUUGGUUCAAAAUUACUGAAAUCAAGGGUGUAAAUAAUAUUGGCACAAACCAAUUUCAAAUUGAUCCAGCAAAGACAAUGCUAGUAUCGUCUGGUGUCGAAAGCACUAAAUUGCCAGUAAAUGUAGGUACAGGAUGGUAUCAGUAUUUGAAUUUGCCGCCAAUCUUUAACUAUUCGGAAACCGAAAAAGACUUUAAAUAUGCGCAAGAGUUUAGAAGGAUAAUGUCAACUUGUAUGUCAGCAAAAUUCAAUUUGAAGACAACUGUACUUUUAACGUCCAUGAGCCGGGGUAUUGGCAAAACAACUUUGGUGAGAAGUAUUUGUUUGGAUUUGGGGUUGAACCUAAUUGAGCUUGAUUGUCUUGAUUUUUUGAAUCCUGGCCAAGAGCUUAGGACGAUUGGGCAAAUUGGUGGGAAGAUUGACAAUUUAAUCCUUUCCACGUCUGAAAAUACCACUACAUUUCAUGUCAUUUACUUGAAGCACGUUGAGAACUUGUGUCCAAAGACAGAUGAAAAUGACCAAAACUCGAAUGUGUUUACAUCGCUUACUUUGAAAAUCAUACAAAUGUUGAAUGAUUAUUUACAGAAAUAUCCAAACCUCGUUAUUGUAAUGAGCUGUAAUGACUAUGAUAAAGUUGACGAUGGGUUAAAGUCGCUCGUCAAGUUUACCAUUGAACUCACCGUUCCCACUGAAAAUGAAAGAUUAGAAAUUUUCAAGUAUUUAAUUGGAAACGAAAAAUCGAAAAUUUCUCAUUGUAACGAAUCCACAUCAUACCCAUUUACGAUAAGAAAAGAUAUCAGUUUCAAAACUUUGGCUUUACAAUCGGCCGGGUUAACUCCAAGGGAUUUGAUCUCUAUUGUGAAAAAGUCUAAAAAGCUAGCCAUCAAGAGGCUUUAUAAAUUAUCACGUGAAAUCAAAGUACCAUAUGAAAAUUUAAUAAGUAUUGGGAAUGGAGGAGUCAUUAAUUGGAUCCCAUCAGACUUCGAGACUGCUAUAAAUGAGGCAAGAAGUCAAUUCAGUGACUCUAUUGGAGCUCCGCGUAUUCCUAACGUGAAAUGGGAGGAUAUUGGUGGUUUAGAUUUAGUAAAGGAUGAAAUUUUAGACACAAUCGACAUGCCAUUGAAACAUCCAGAACUAUUUAAUAAUGGUUUGAAGAAAAGAAGUGGUAUCCUAUUCUAUGGUCCCCCUGGUACAGGUAAAACUUUAUUGGCAAAGGCAAUUGCUACAAACUUUUCGCUAAACUUUUUUUCAGUUAAGGGUCCCGAGUUAUUGAACAUGUACAUUGGAGAGUCUGAAGCAAAUGUUCGUCGAGUGUUUCAAAGAGCAAGAGAUGCAAAGCCGUGUGUUAUUUUCUUUGAUGAAUUGGAUUCUGUUGCUCCCAAGAGAGGAAAUCAGGGGGACUCUGGUGGUGUUAUGGAUAGAAUUGUAUCUCAAUUACUAGCAGAACUAGAUGGUAUGAGCAGUGAUGGGGGUGAUGGCGUAUUCGUUGUUGGUGCUACCAACAGACCUGAUUUGUUGGAUGAAGCUUUGCUUAGACCUGGUAGGUUUGAUAAGAUGCUUUAUCUUGGAAUUUCAGACACAAAUGAUAAGCAAACAAAGAUAAUGGAAGCCUUGACAAGAAAGUUUCAAUUGGACGAUGAUGUUGAUUUAGGAAAAAUAGCAGAAAAAUGUUCGUUUACCUAUACAGGUGCAGACUUUUAUGCAUUAUGUUCAGAUUCCAUGUUGAAUGCUAUGACAAGAGUGGCCAACGAGGUUGAUGUCAAAAUCAAAACAUUUAAUGAAAUGCAAGUCAAGGAAGGUAAAAAGGAGGUUAAUUCAAGAUGGUGGUUUGAUAACAUUGCCAAAAAAGAGGAUACUGCCGUUGCUGUCAAGAUGGAAGACUUUAUCAAAGCUCAAAGCGAAUUAAUACCUUCAGUUUCCGCAGAAGAAUUGCAACAUUAUCUUCGAGUGAGAGAAAACUUUGAAGGUGGAAAGGAAAAGGCAAAGCAGAUGCUGGGGCUGGAGCUGGAGCUGGAGUUGCAACUGCAACUGCAACUGCAACUGCAAUUACCGCAAUAUGACAAUCACGGCUCUGCAAUUCACAAAAACGAUAUUCCAAAUGGUGCAAUAGUAGUCAAUGAAGAGGACUUGAUAAAUGGAACAGUAUCCUUGAACGGAAAUGGCCAUGUUUAA